CACAACUCUUAAUAAUCAAUCAAAUUUUCAUUACUUACAUUCUCUUCCAUGAGCAAAUUCAAAGAUUCUUUUUCAAAGUUAAAAGAAAAUAAAGAAGAUUUAGAUAAACAAUUUUUGACGGCUGUGCAGAGAGACGAUCUUCAUUUCGUUAAUUAUUGUAUUGAAAUCGGUAUUGAUGUUAAUUGUGUCAAUGAGAACCAUCAGACUGCGUUGCACUUAAUUGCAGAAAAAGGAAACAAAUGUAUAGGAACUAUAUUAUUAAAAGCACCAAAUAUAAACAUAGAUGCUAAAGAUAGCAUGGGAGACACUCCCUUGAUGUAUGCUGUUUCUAACGAUCAGCUGAAGUUUGUCAAGCUUCUGUUGAAGAGCAAAGCAAAUCCAAAUAUGCAGAAUCAUUUUGAAAAGACUCCUCUCCAUAUAGCUGUAUCACAAGGUGACGCCAACCUCGUCACGGCAUUACUGGACUAUAAUGCUAAUCCAAACAUGCAAGAUGCUUACGGAAAUACACCACUAUCAUUAAGCACUAUGGAAUACCAUAACGAGAAUAUAGCAAAGAUUCUUCUGAUGUCUGGUGCAAAUCCGGAUUUGGAAACUCAGAAACCUCAAUGCUUGCUUACAGGUUACCAUUUUAUAUAA
Molecule: messenger RNA, 636 nt
Organism: Sitophilus oryzae (rice weevil)
Lineage: Eukaryota; Metazoa; Arthropoda; Insecta; Coleoptera; Curculionidae
Product: 26S proteasome non-ATPase regulatory subunit 10-like
Exons: 4
Coding region: 49-636 (195 amino acids)
Molecular function (GO): protein binding
Source: RefSeq, a predicted model, not a curated record